This is a messenger RNA of Podarcis lilfordi (Lilford's wall lizard), 21088 nucleotides long. Lineage: Eukaryota; Metazoa; Chordata; Lepidosauria; Squamata; Lacertidae. The record is from the annotation of a GenBank genome assembly.
AUGGGGCGGCUGCUGCUCCUUCCUUGGUGGGGACCGCUCUUGCUCCUCUUGGGGGGCUGCUUCGGUGAGUACCCCCGAGUACCCCCGAGUGCCACAAGUCGGGGUGGGCAGAAUGUGGGUGGGCAAUAGAGAGAGAGCGGAGGGGCUGCCCACUGCCUAAUCCGGAUCCAGUCCGCUUUCUAGUCUCUCCUUCCUCCUCCUGAUAUUCUCAUCUGCAGGAGAUACUACCCUCCCUGCUGUACUGGAGACCUGCUCUCCCCCCCAAAAGCCAGUCUGGGAUUCAGUGGGGAGAUCCAGCCAGAGGGGACUCAUCGUAGUCCAGAAUUGUGGUCUCCCAGCGCCACCCCCCCGAGAUGCCCCAGGCGGAACCCCCAAAGGAGGACCUGACAGCCACAGCUGCCCUCUCCCCACUUAAGAAUCCCGGCAAGUGGAGGGGCAACCUCGUCGUUUUUUAAAAAAAUAAAAAUCUGAAAGAUCACGAAGAAGACUUAGAAAAAGAAUCUGGAAAAGAGCCCAGAGCUUUAAAACCAGGAAUACAGGACAUAGUAUCACUACCUUCAGGAUUGGACAAGCUAGAGAAGGGGAUACCACCAACAGAACAAGAGCAAUUACUUGGUGCAGUCGGAGGAAAAGUAAAAUAGAUACAUCAUGUCUCUGCAACUCUUAAGCUGGAAUAUUCUUGGAUUUAAUUCCCCGGAGAAAAGGAAAAAAGUCUUUCAUCUAUUGAAAAAGGAACAAUUGGACCUGAUUUGUUUGCAGGAAAUGCAUGUGAUAAGGCUCCACAGGAAAGUACUGAUUAAUAAAAGAUUGGGCCAGGAGUUUAUUUCAUCGGACAAUGUCAAAAAGAGAGGAGUUGUAAUUUAUGCGAAAGAGAGCCUAUCACCUAAAUUUAUUUUUAAAGAUGAUCAAGGAAGAUAUGUGGCAAUUGAAAUUCAAACACAAGGAGAAAAAUUUCUGAUAGUAGGAGUAUACGCUCCAAAUGAGGGGAAAUCUGAAUUUUACAAGAAGUUGCAUGUGACACUGAUGGACUAUAUGGAUUACAACAUUAUAAUGAUGGGAGACAUGAACGGAGUGGUAUCCACAAACAUGGACAAGUCGCAGAGACAGGUAGUUACCAAAGAUGGCAGACUACCAAAAACCUUUUUUGAGAUGACUGACAAUAUGGACUUGAUUGACAUUUGGAGAAUAAAGAACCCCCUGGCUAGGGAGGGAACCUUCUUCUCUGAAGCCAAAAUGACAUGGACAAGAAUUGACCAAAUUUGGAUUACUAGAGACUGGCACCUAAGACUCGAAAAGUGGAAAUUUGCCCUAAAAUCUGCUCCGACCAUAAUGCCUUGAAAAUGGAGAUGAAACUAACACCUACCGGCUCCUUCAGAUGGAGGAUGAAUGACACCUUGUUUAGAGAUCAAGAAAUUACCAAGAAGGCCCAAAAAACCUUGAGAGACUACUUUGAGAUAAAUAUGAAUACCACCAUUGAAAAAAGAGUAAUCUGGGACGCAAGCAAAGCAGUUAUGAGAGGGUUUCUAAUUCAAAAGAAUGCAAUUAAGAAUAGAACACAAAAAGAGAAAAAAGAAAAAAUCUUGGAAAAAAUAAAAGAGGGGGAGAAGAAACUGAGAGCGAAACCAAAAUCACAAGAGAUUCUGAGAGAAAUAAAGUUAUACCAAGUUCAAUAUAUGAAGAUGAUGAAUCAGGAAAUAGAAUGGAAAAUUAAACAGAUGAAACAAAGGACAUUUGAAUCGGCUAAUAAAUGUGGAAAACUGCUAGCUUGGCAAAUGAAAAAAGACAAAACUUAACACUAUUACCAACUUGGAAGUGGAAGGAAAGAACAUCCAGAAUCCAGUGGAAAUUAGAAAAUGCUUCCAGAGGUACUUCAAACAGCUAUACACACAAGGGCCACAGAAAGAGUGCGAUUUAGACAAAUUUUUAAAAACAAAUGGGCUUCAAAAAAUCUCUCAAGAAAAUAAGCUAAUGUUGAACUAUAAAAUAACAGAACAGGAGGUGGAAGGUGCCAUCCAGAACAUGCAGUUGGGCAAAUCUCCAGGGCCAGAUGGUUUAACCUCCAAAUACUAUAGAUCUUUGAAGGACUGGAUAAUUCAACCACUAAAGGAGGUUUGUAACGAAAUCUUAGAGGGGAAAAAAGCGCCAGAGUCGUGGAAAGAAGCUUAUAUUACACUAAUACCGAAAAAUGAGACUGAAAAGACGCAACUUAAGAACUACCGCCCCAUAUCCCUGCUCAGUGUGGAUUACAAAAUUUUUGCAGAUAUUUUGGCUAAAAGGUUAAAAAGGUAUUAGUAGAAGAGAUCCAUAAAGACCAAGCCGGCUUUCUCCCAGGUAGACACUUGUCUGACAACACGAGGAAUAUAAUUGACAUUUUGGAGAUGUUGCAAGUGAAUAUCAAUACCAAAGCAGUUUUAAUUUUUGUUGAUGCGGAGAAAGCCUUUGAUAAUAUUUCUUGGAGUUUCAUGAAGAAAAAUCUUCAGGGGAUGGGAGUUGGUCAAGGGUUUGAAAAUGGUAUAAGUGCAAUAUAUUCAGAACAAAAAGCUAAGCUAAUAGUUAAUAAUGUGGUAACAGAGGAAUUUAAGAUAGAGAAAGGGACACGACAAGGCUGCCCAAUUUCCCCAUUGCUUUUCAUUUCGGUCCUGGAGGUUUUGCUAAAUAUGAUUAGAAGGGACCGUUUGAUUAAAGGUAUACAGGUCGGAGCUAAACAGUACAAAUUGAAAGCAUUUGCAGAUGAUUUAGUAUUGACGUUACAGGAGCCAGAAUCUAGUACUAAAAGAGUUUUAGAAAUGAUUCAGGAAUUUGGUCAUGUGGCAGGAUUUAAGUUGAACAAGUUAAAAACCAAGGUGCUUGAGAAAAAUUUGACUUCGAUUGAGAAAGAGAGGUUUCAGAAGGAGACAGGUUUAACAUUGGUUAAGAAAGUAAAAUACUUGGGGGUUAACAUGACUGCUAAGAAUUUAAACUUAUUUAAAGACAACUAUGAGAAAUGUUGGUCAGAGGUGAAAAAGGAUUUAGAGAUAUGGUCAAACUUGAAGCUUUCCUUGUUAGGUCGAAUUGCUGUUAUAAAGAUGAAUGUAUUGCCAGAAUGUUAUUUCUGUUUCAAUCAUUGCAAAUCUGUGGACAAAAUGGACUGUUUCAAGAAGUGGCAGAGAGACAUUUCUAAAUUCGUCUGGCAGGGCAAAAAGCCUAGAAUAAAAUUUAAAAUAUUAACCGAUGCAAAGGAUAGAGGUGGAUUUGCCCUGCCAGACCUUAAACUCUAUUAUGAAUCAGCAGCAUUCUGCUGGUUGAAAGAAUGGCUGCUUCUUGAGAACACAGACAUUUUGGAUUUAGAAGGUUUCAACAAUGUUUUUGGGUGGCAUGCAUAUUUGUGGUAUGACAAGGUUAAAGCACAUAAAGCAUUUAAAAACCAUAUUGUCAGAAAAGCAUUACUAAAUGUCUGGAUAAGAUAUAAGGACUUAUUGGAAAAUAAAACCCCUAGGUGGCUGUCACCGAUGGAAGCAAAGGCUCAGAAAAGGCUCAAUAUGGAGGCCAAAUGGCCGAAAUAUUGGGAAAUUUUGGAACAAGAAGGAGACAAAUUGAAAUUGCAGAGCUUUGAAAAAUUAAAAGAUAAAGUGCGAGACUGGCUUCAUUAUUAUCAGAUAAUGGAGGCAUAUAAUUUGGAUAAGAAAAUUGGCUUCCAGGUGGAAAAAUCAAAAUUGGAAACAGAAUUGUUAGAACCCAAUACUAAGAUUUUGUCAAGAAUGUAUAACUUGUUGUUGAAAUGGAAUACUCAGGAUGAAACUGUGAAAUCUGCUAUGAUUAAAUGGGCACAAGAUCUAGGAUAUAAUAUCAUGUUUGCUGACUGGGAACAGUUGUGGACCACAGGUAUGAAAUUCACGGCAUGUAAUGCCCUAAGAGAGAAUAUUAUGAAAAUGAUAUACAGGUGGUACAUGACACCAGUGAAGCUUGCAAAAAUUUACCAUGCGCCCGAUAAUAAAUGUUGGAAAUGUAAGGAAAAUGAAGGUACAUUUUUUCACCUUUGGUGGACGUGCCCAAAGAUUAAGGCUUUCUGGGAAAUGAUAUAUAAUGAAUUGAAAAAGGUAUUUAAAUAUACCUUCUUGAAGAAACCAGAGGCCUUUCUCCUGGGCAUAGUCGGCCAAUUGGUGCCAAAGAAGGAUAGAAUUUUCUUUAUGUAUGCUACAACAGCGGCAAGAAUUCUCAUUGCAAAGUAUUGGAAGACACAAGACCUACCCACCUUGGAAGAAUGGCAGAUGAAGGUGAUGGACUAUAUGGAAUUGGCGGAAAUGACUGGCAGAAUCCGAGACCAGGGAGAAGAGUCGAUGGAGGAAGAUUGGAAAAAGUUUAAAGAUUAUCUACAGAAAUAUUGUAAAAUUAAUGAAUGUUAGAAUGAUGUUGGAUAGAAACUAAGUGGUCUUUAGCUGAAAGGUUAUAAGGGAAAAAGAAAAAAGGGUUUAUUAUGUAAUAUGUAAAAAUCUAAAAUUACAAUAUUUUUAUGACUAAUGAUUAGGAUACUAAAAGAGGGGAGGGAUUUGCUGAUCAAAAUAACUGAACUGGAAUUACAAAAAAAGGAAGGCGUGAGGAGGUCCUGGAAAUAAGCAAAUGAAGGUCAAGUAAUGGAAGGAAAGAAUUGUUUUUAAAUAUUUUUACUUUGUAUUUUUUCUUUGUCUUUUUUGUUUUUUCUUUUGUGUGUUUUGUAAAACUUUGAAAAUCUUAAUAAAUAUCUUAUAAUAAAAAAAAAAUCAUUGUAAAUAAAUAAAUAAAUAAAUAAAUAUUUUUAUAAGGAAGCUCUGGGUUGGUGUUACUAAAGACAUUGAACUCAGCAGAGGACAAACCCUCCCCCUGGGCUCAUUAGCUUUUUUGCUUAGCCUAUGAAAGAUGCCUCAGGGACAAGUGAUGGGGAGAUGAUGGUCCUUUGCUGACCGAGUGCAGCCCAUAUAAUCAUUGCUUACAAUGGAAUAAAAUCUGAUCCCCGCCUCUCGCUGAUUAGCUGACUCAAUAUUGGGACGUUAGCCUGCAUUGUUGUAAACUCGCUGCUAUGAUCCCAGUCGGAGAGGGUAGACAAAAUUGUGAUCAUUUUGUUGAAACCUUGGCUUUUAAAAAUCGUGUGCUGAUGGAACAAGUUGCAAGAAAAUAUAAAUGCCUCAGGCUUCGUUGGGAAUACUUUGAGAUCUCUAUCGAUGAACUCACUGAAGCUAUUAGAAUAUUGGUUAUUAGGUAUUAGUUACUACAAACCAGGGUGGAUAAAUGUUAAUGAUUUUUUUUUAAUCAGAUUUUUAAAAAAUUAAGUUGGAUUUCUUUUAUUUUAAUUGGAUUUUAAAAAUAAAAUGCUUUUCCAGGAAAAAUAUUUCUAAAUAUAGUUUUCUACUUAAGUUACAUUAUAGUCCAAAGGCUAUUCAUAAGGAAAUAAGGAUUUGGUAAAUAAAUAUAUGAAGCUUUGCCCCCGCCCCCUCUCUGUGUCCUUUCUAGGCUGCUCCAGUCACUCCUUGCACUACUUAUGCACGGGGGUGUCAGGGUCCAGUCAGGGGCUGCCCCCGUUCAUUGCUGGGGGGUACGUGGACCACCAGCCCAUUGUUAAGUAUGACAGCGAAACCGAGAAGGCUGUGCCCCAAGUUUCCUGGAUGUUGAAAGCAGAGAAGGACAAUGCUCAGUACUGGAAAAAGAGCACCCAGGAAUUCCUCAAGCUGGAUAUGAAAUUUAGCCAGUACCUGCUGGACCUACAGAAUCAAUACAACCAGAGCAAAGGUGAGUGGCAGGCAGGAAGGGAGCUCAGUCUCUCUCUCUCUCUGCCAGGCUUGUCCCUUCCAGGGGCAGGAGAUGGUGACUUGAGAGGGAGAAUAGUGAUUCCUAAACGGGGAUAAGCUUCUUUCUCCCUGCCAGGCAGGCUCUUUCCUUUGGUCCCCACCUGCACUCGGCUCUCACCUGGGGCUCCUAGAAGCUUUCAACCUGUGACAGCAGCCACAAUCCUGGGAAUCAGGUGAGGGGAGCCGAUGGGUCUCAAAACCUCGGUGCGUUAGGGAAGUGUAUGUGAAGACAGGCUCUGGUGGGUUGAGCAGAUAAGACCGAGAGUGGGUCCAACGGUCAAAAAGGGUUUUUUUGCACAUGCCGUAGAGCAAACUUAUUCAGCCGUGGGCUGGUGCACUGCCCUUCAGACCAUGUGGGGGGCCGGACUAUAUUUUGAAAAAAAGAAAGAAAGAAUUCCUAUGCCCCACAAAUAACCCAGAGAUGCAUUUGAAAUAAAAGGACGCAUUCUACUCAUGUGAAAACACCAGGCAGGCCCCACAAAUAACCCAGAGAUGCAUUUUAAAUAAAAGGACACAUGCUACUCAUGUGAAAACACCAGGCAGGCCCCACAAAUAACCCAGAGAUGCAUUUGAAAUAAAAGGAUGCAUUCUACUCAUGUAAAAACACACUGAUUCCCGGACCAUCCGCAGGCUGGAUUUAGCAGGCGAUUGGGCCGCAUCCGGCCCCCGGGCCUUAGGUUGCCUACCCCUGCCAUAGAGGGAAGUGAGGGGCAGAUGGGGCUCAUCCACCUGGGAAGGGAGCCCAUCUAGGAGAAGGAGAAUCCUGAUCCUAAACCUCCACUGCCUUGUGGGAUAGCUGCAGGAGGAGAAAAGGCUACGGAGUAAACCAUACACACAUCCACAGCAUAGUCCCUAAGGCAGUUGGAUGGCGCCUUGCAUGACCCCUACGGGCAACACCUGCAGCCAAGCUGGUGCCAAAUAUCCUGCUCUGCUUUCCUUUGGACCACAUCAGUAAGGCUGAGGGGGAUGUGUGCCUUGUUUAGUAUGUUGGGAUACUGCCAGGGAGAUAAAGUCCAUCAUGGCCCCAAGCCGUCUGCCGGACGAUCCAUCUCACCUCCCGUAGGCAAGCAGCGACAUGAGUUUCUAGAAAAUAUUUUGCCACAUUCUAGAGCUCAUGCACGCUCUAUCAGCAGAUAAAUGCACAGCCAAAAGUUGCAGUCAGGAGAGCAUUAUUUACAAGUUUAUUCAGCGUUGAUCAGAACACAGAAAAACAUGACUGCCUGCUGAUUUAGUGUCUGCGACACCAGAGAGAAAACGAAAGCAACAGAAAACAUAAACAUCCUGUGAACAGGAAAUACGCAGACUCUGACUCACAAAGCCUGCUCCCUUUUAAGGUGGAACGGAAAUAUCCUAACAUCCUCCCCUUUCCGUGUAACCUGUAGUACCUGUGGUUCAACCCAAUUGCAACCUUUGUACAUGAACCUUAAGUUGUUCUCUGUUAACAACCUUAGACAACAGAUCAGCAGGAAUUUCAUUUCCUGGCAUGUAGGACACCUGAAUGAGUCCUUUCUGAAUACACUCUCUUGCACGAUGUAUAAGCUUAAUCUGCAAGUACUUGGUCCUUUGCUUGCAACUCUCUGAGUUCAGCAAAGCCAGACACGAUCUAUUGUCUUGAUACACUUGUACAGGACAUUUCACAGAAACUCCGAUGUCCUUAAACAGUUGCAUCAACCAUUCACAAUCCAUGAGUGAAAAUGACAGAGCAUUGAGUUCUGCUUCACAGGAACUUAGGCUCACUGUCGCCUGCUUCUUGCACAACCAGUCAAACAGACAGUGGUUGUACAUGUAGCAUACUCCAGAAGUGCUUGUACCAUCUGUGGUGUCACUUCCAAAACUUGCAUCUGCAAAGAUUUCAAGACCUCCAGUCUUCUGACUGGUGAACCUCAGCCUGUAGUGCAAAGUCCCUUUCAAAUAGCGGGCUAUGCGCUCAGAGCUUUCCAAUCCUGAACAGUAGGAUUGUUGGCAUGUCUGCUAAGCAGGUUACAGCUUACAGCUAUGUCAGGUCUUGAGCAUCUAGCAAUGAAAUUCAACUUGCCUAGAAUGCAUCUGUACAGUGUUGUGUCAGAAAACGCUUCAGCAGUACUGUCUACCUGGUAACCUGUUACCAUCGGUGUGUCUGCUGGGUUUGCAUCAACCAAAUUCAACCUGGUUAAUACAUCAGCAAUUUUCUGUGUUUGGUGUACCAGAAAAUUACCUGCUUGGUCCCUCUCCACCUGCAGAGAAAGAUAGUUGGAUACCUCACCAAGAUCCUUCAUGUCAAAGUGCUCCUUCAGCUGAGCUAGGGUGCUUUGGUAGAAAGCCUGAUUCUUCCAAAACAUCAGAAGAUCAUCAACAAAACAUAAACAAUACAGUUUGUUUUGCCCCUCCUCCUUGACAAACACACAUGGAUCAGCUUUGCCCUGGUGAAAACCUAGAGAAAGCAAUGUCUCAGUGAGCUUUGUGUUCCAACACCUGGCACUCUGCUUGAGACCAUAUAAGGAUUUCCGCAGUUUACAGACCAUUCCCUUCUGUAUCUGCAUCCCGUCAGGUGGAAGCAUAUACAGCUCCUCUUCCAAAAUCCCGUACAAAAAAGCUGUAUUAAUGUCAUGAUGGGAAACAUGCAGUUUCUCCUCUGCAGCUAUCUUGAGCAUCAGCCGAAUGCUCUCAUAUUUGACGGUGGGUGAGUAGGUCUCGUGGUAAUCCUGUCCUGGUACCUGUGAAACCUCUGGCAACCAAUCUGGCUUUGUGUCUGACUACCUUGCCAUUCUGGUCUGUCUUGGCCUUGAAGACCCAUUUGCUGCCAACCAGUCUCAUCCCUGGGACUACCGGUACCAGUUCCCAAGUUUGGUUCCUAUUCAAGGAAUCAACUUCAGCCUUCAUGGCAUUAAGCCAAGGCUCAGCAUCUUUAGAGGUUAACUCCUGAACCUCUUUGAAGCUUGAAGGUUCCCACACCUUCUCUGAGCUACUAAGAACAGCAGUUGCUGUCUUAGCAAACUCAUCAGCAAAUCUCUUUGGAGGUCUGCCCUUUGUGGCUCUCUCAGAUCUGCGUACUAGACGCAAGUCUUCUGGACUCAUCUCCUCUUUCUUAGGAGAAAAGUGACCAAUGGUGAACAGUGGUUCUUCCAGUUCAUUGUCAGACGCAUCAGACGGUCUGACUGAGGCCUUUGCGCUCUUGUAGUCUGCUGUGUCAUCACUGUCACUGACACCAGCAGCAGCGCCGCCCACUGAACUGGAAUCCGAACUCUGAUCAUCAUCAUCAUCAUCAUCAUCAUCCUCAGCAGCUUCCUCAGCUUUAGCUGCUUCUUUGACAUCACCUUCAUCCACCUCUCGGUAACUCUGCAAAAUUCCCAAAUUUUUCCACCCACUUAGGAUUCUACUCAACACUCUUUGAGAACUUUAUGGACUUAGAGUUGGUCAUCCACACCCUGUAUGCACCUUUUCAUACCCCAUGAACAAACCAUGUGCCCCACGCUUCCCAAGCUUGUUGCUCUGUGGGUGUGUACCCACAUGUCAGAACCAAAGAUUCUCAUGUGCUUGAUGUUGGGUUUCUACCAAACAUCUUCUCAUAGGGGGUACAACCAAUAGGUGAUGACAAUCUGCGAUUAUAAGUGUAAGCAAAAUUUGACAGAGCCUCCCCCCAAUACUUAUCAGGGAGAUUGGCAUCAUGCAACAAGGUUUUCAUUCCUUGCAGCAACGUUUGAUUUGCUCGCUCCGCAAGCCCAUUCAUCCAUGGCGAUCUAGGCGUUGACAAGUCAUGCUGGAUUCCCUUCUCAGUCAGGAAAGCUUCAAACUGCUGAGAAGUGAACUCCCGCCUCGAUCAGUAAACAGACAGCCAAUGCGUUUACCGUGAACAUUCUCCAACCAAGCACAGAAUGCCUUGAACUUGGGAAACGCUUGCGAUUUCUGCUCGAGCAUAAACACAUGAAUGUACCUGGAAAAAGAAUCAAUUAGAACCAUGAAGUACCUUGCUCCACCCAAAGAGGGCGCAAGUGGACCAACCAGGUCUGCGUGCACUAGCUGGUAGGGUUUGGAAGCCUGCCUGCUAGACUCCUUGCCUUUUGGAGCAACCUUCACCUUGUUCUCUGCACAAGAUACACAUUUCAUGUGAAACUUACAGGGUUUGAUGUUCAAACCUCAACCAUCUCUGGCAUCUUGGCCAGCGCCUACCAAGACAUGUGACAAAAUCUUCUGUGUGCAUCAUGAAUGCAUCCUGCAUGAAGAACUUUGUUAGUUUGUGCAACACAACAAGAAUCAACAUUAGACACAACAGCAUCAAUGUCAUCAUAAGUUAUACAGAACAAGCCAUCCAUAAACUUUGCAUGCAAAAUGUCCUCUUUGCCUUUUCUGAUGACACAGACGCUCCUCUUGAAGGAAAUCUCAAAACCACGCCCAGUAAGCUGUGGGACACUGAGCAAAUUGUCUGCAGCACCUGGAACAUAUAGUACAUCUUUGAUGGUCGUGUGCAGACUUGCCAGUUUCACGGUCCCUUCACCUGCGAUUCGCAACGUUUUUCCAUCAGCCAGGUGGAUCUCACCUUCUUGAGGUUUGAAGGAGAUAAAUAGGUGGCGGUCCUUUGAGAUAUGGCGGGUACAGCCUGAAUCAACAACAAACCUGGCCUUGGCUUUUGGAGCAGCCUUUGCAGCAAGCAAAACCUUGUUUUCCACCGGCGUGGGCUUUUGCAGCUUGCCCCCCUGCUCCUGGCCAUCAGACUUGCCUUUAGCCUUUGGUGAAGCUGUGCCAGUAAACAAAACCUUGUUUUCCUCUGGCGUGGGCUCUUCACCCUCCCUCUGCUUCUGGCCAUCUGCAGGCGUCUGCCUCUGUUUACCUUUGCCCUUCCGGCCUCUGCAAAGGCGAUGACCUUGGCUCCCACGAGAAACAGAGUUCUCAGCUGCCGACUCCUUGGCUCCCCCCUGGAGGCUGGAAUGCUGCCUGGGAUGACGUGACAGUCAGCUCCCCUGCAGCUUGCAACCGGUGCCCUCAGCAUCCCUGCAUUCACUCGCAUUCUGGGAAACAGCCAGGACCUCCGAUGCAGUCAAACUCUGGGCUGGGAUGACUGGCAAAUGGGCUAUCUUCAAAGCAUGCCACAUAUUACGUGCAGUCAGAUUGCCAGCUAGCGUUUUUAUUUCCUCCAGAGAGACGGACAAGACGAUUACGUCAACGGCCUUCGAAUUAGCGGCCCUCCAUCUAUCUGUCAGAGGAACUGGAGGGGCUUCAGACACAGUAUGCCACACUCCAAACUGACGCAGCAAGCUCUCACACCAUUUUGCCCAGGUCUGAUAGUUGUGCCGAUUUAACUUUGGGCACUCAGCAGCCUCAGAAGCCUGGAAAAACUCCAUUCCAGGUUUUUACUUGAGCCUUGAGCCUUUAUGCCUUCAAAGACGUCUUAUCUUAGCAGCUAUAAAUCUUGAGGCCUUUGGCGCGGCUCCCAGAUCCAUUAAUCUGCCAGCCGGACAACAAAGCUCUUGCCGCGGCAAACAGAAAAGCCUUACUUUCGCUUUUCCUCCACAUACCUUUCAGCAGUCUGUCGCAGUCUUACUCUCCUGUAAGUGCUGUGAAUCUGGGCCCGAAACCUGUUGUUGGGAUACUGCCAGGGAGAUAAAGUCCAUCAUGGCCCCAAGCCGUCUGCCGGACAAUCCAUCUCACCUCCCGUAGGCACGCAGCGACAUGAGUUUCUAGAAAAUAUUUUGCCACAUUCUAGAGCUCAUGCACGCUCUAUCAGCAGAUAAAUGCACAGCCAAAAGUUGCAGUCAGGAGAGCAUUAUUUACAAGUUUAUUCAGCGAUGAUCAGAACACAGAAAACAUGACUGCCUGCUGAUUUAGUGUCUGCGACACCAGAGAGAAAACGAAAGCAACAGAAAACAUAAACAUCCUGUGAACAGGAAAUACGCAGACUCUGACUCACAAAGCCUGCUCCCUUUUAAGGUGGAACGGAAAUAUCCUAACAUAGUAUUAUUAUUAUUAUUGUUGUUGUUGUUGUUAAGGGAUGCAGGUGGCGCUGUGGUGAGCUCCCGUUGCUCUGUCCCAGUUCCUGCCAACCUAGCACUUCGAAAGCAUGCCAGUGCGAGUAGAUAAAUAAGGACUGCUGCAUUGGGAAGGUAAACAGCGUUUUCGUGAACUCUGGUUUCCGUCAUUCUCACCACAAGACCUGGAAAGCUGUCUGUGAACAAACGCCAGGUCCCUCAGCCUGAAAGUGGAGAUCAGUGCUACAGCCCCAUAGUCACCUUUGACUGGACUUAACCUUUCAGGGGUCCUUUGUUGUUGUUUAGUCGUUUAGUCGUGUCCGACUCUUCAUGACCCCCUGGACCAGAGCACGCCAGGCACUCCUGUCUUCCACUGCCUCCCGCAGUUUGGUCAAACUCAUGCUGGUCGCUUUGAGAGCACUAUCCAACCAUCUCGUCCUCUGUCGUCCCCUUCUCCUUGUGCCCUCUAUCUUUCCCAACAUCAGGGUCUUUUCCAGGGAGUCUUCUCUUCUCAUGAGGUGGCCAAAGUAUUGGAGCCUCAGCUUCAGGAUCUGUCCUUCCAGUGAGCACUCAGGGCUGAUUUCCUUCAGAAUGGAGAGGUUUGAUCUUCUUGCAGUCCAUGGGACUCUCAAGAGUCUCCUCCAGCACCAUAAUUCAAAAGCAUCAAUUCUUUGGCAAUCAGCCUUCUUUAUGGCCAGGGGUCCUUUACCUUUACCUUACUGUUGUUGUUAUUGUUAUUAUCGGUUUCUAUUAAUUUAUUGGUUUGUUGCUUGUAUAGGAUAUUUUGUUUUUAAUGUUUGAUGGGGUUUUUUUAUACAUAUGUUGCAAGCUGCCCAGAGUGGCUGGAGAAACCCAGCCAGAUGAACGGGAUAUGAAUUUUAAAAAUAUUAUUAUUUUAAAAAUUAUUAUUAUUCCAAGACCUGGAAAGCUGUCUGUGAACAAACGCCAGGUCCCUCAGCCUGAAAGUGGAGAUGAGCAGCCCAGAACCUCCAGACACACUGCCCAGACUUGCACCCUGGUGAGGUCUCUUUGGUGCUUCUAAUGCAGCGGUUUGGCUUCACCCCAGGAGGCACACUCCAUUCUUUCUUGAGACGGAGGGAUGCUGACAACAUGUACCAGCCGUGUGGUGGCGUGGGGGGAGUGAAGCAGAGUGGGGCCAAGACAUUUUCCCCCACCCUCUAGUGGACAAAUGGAGAGGUGGACACACCCCACAGCAGCAGAAUUGCCUCUGCCUUCCAGGUCCACUCUUCAUAAAUGUAAACCUAUUUUUCGCAUGAAUUAAAAGUGGGAGCCCCUGCUCCACCGAGGGGGAGGGUGUGCAGAGUGCUGAUUGGCUCAUCCAUUUAUGUAGCGUGCUGAGCGAUUGACUUUCUUGGCAGCCAUGAAGCCAUUUCUGCCCCUUCUCCCAGAGCUUUAACAAUAAGUACAAAAAUUUAAAAAUAUAUGCACACUUAUUUCUUUUGCAGGGUGGGGAGUGCAGAUUUUUAUUUAUCAAGUGUGGGCCUAAAGGGCAAGUUAAGAGUGGGUGGGGAGAUGUUGAAGAAGCAUUUUAACAAUAACUACAACGACCUAUAGCCCUGCCCAUCUGGCUGAGUUUCCCCAGCCACUCUGGGGGGCUCCCAACAGAAUAUUAAAAACACGAUAAAACAUCAAACAUUAAAAACUUCCCUAAACAGGGCUGCCUUCAGAUGUCUUCUAAAAGUUUGAUAUUGUUUAUUUCCUUGACAUCUGAUGGGAGGCCGUUCCACAGGGCAGGCACCACCACCGAGAAGGCCCUCUGCCUGUUUCCCUGUAACCUCACUCUCGCAGGGAGGGAACCGCCAGAAGGCCCUCGGAGGUAGACUUCAGUGUGCGGGCUGAACGAUGAGGGUGGAGACGCUCCUUCAGGUAUAUAAAGCAUUUUGGGGGGUGGGGAAUGUCUAAACUGCCCUUCACCCAAACCUGGAAAGCGAGGGUUGUGUCUUUAAUUGAGUCCUGCUCAGGAUUGAUAGAAGGACAAAUCCCACCCCUCCGACAGUUGGGGAGAAUCUAUUGGAGAGAGAAUUGGGGGGAUGAUGAGACAGUUAUUGUUGUUGGGUUUGGGCUUUUAUAGAAUUGCAGAAUUGUAGAUGACCCCGAGGGUCCUCUAGUCCAACCCCCUGCAAGACAGGAAUCGCAGCUAAAGAGACUGACAGGUGCUCAUCCAGCCUCUGUUUGAAAUCCUCCAAUGCUGGAGACUCCACUACCUUCUCAAAUAGCUCUUCCUGUCAGAAAGUUCUUCCUAAUGUUUCCUCAGAAUUUUCUCAAACCUGAGGCAAAACCCCCCACAACUUUGUGGGGCUUAACAUGGGAUAGAAAUCUUGCUCUGGUGCUGUUGCCCCUCCCCCCAAUUGACCUCUUGGGGGUCUCUUUCAGGCUUCCACACUCUGCAGCUCAUGUACGGCUGUGAACUGAGCCCAGACGGGCGCAAAGAAGGGUAUUACCGGUAUGGCUACGACGGGAGGGACUUCCUCACUUUUGAGAAGGAGACCCUCACCUGGACGGCAGCUGACAGAGAGGCCCAAGAGAUGAAGAGGAAGUGGGAUGCAGAGUUGGCCAAGAAGCAGUACCGGAAGGCCUACCUGGAGGAGGAAUGCAUUGAGUGGCUGCAGAGAUACCUGGACUACGGGAAUGAAACUCUGCUGAGGACAGGUGAGAUGGGUGGGUGGGGAAUGGGAGUGGGGAGGAGGGCUAAUGCAUCGAAUGGUAGAAUUAUGGAGUUGUAGAGUUGGAAAGGACCCCCAGGGUCAUCUAGUCUAACCCCCUGCAAUGCAGGGAUCUCAGCUAAAGCAUCCAGCACAGAGGGCCAUCCAACCUCUGCUUAGAAUCCUCCAAGGAAGGAGAGUCCACCACCUCCCGAGGGAGACUCUUCCACUGUUGAACAGCUCUUGCUGUUGGAAAGUUAUUCCUUUUUAAAAAAUAUUCAGUCAUACCUUGGUUGCUGAACGCCUUGAAACUCAUACGUUUCGGCUCCUGAAUGAUCAAAAACCGGAGUUGAGUGUUCCGAUUUUUGAACGAUUUUGGGAAGCCAGAUGUCUGGUGCAGCUUCCGCGACUUCUGAUUGGCUGUAGGAAGCUCCGGCAGCCAAUCGGAAGCCGCACCUUCGUUUAUGAACAGUUCCAGGAGUCAAACAGACUUCCAGAACGCAUUCUGUUUGGGAACGAAGGUACUACUGUGUGUAUAUAUAUAUAAUAUAUAUAUAAAGCUAAAUUGACAGAUCUAAUAAGGAGAAAACCCAAAAUUAUGGUCAUGAAACAGUGGGAGUGUCUAAAUGAUUACUUACAAAACCAGGACUCUGCUACCAAAAUCUGGCUGUGUUUAGAAUAAUCUUGUGAGUAACAUAAAAAUAUAAAGUGAGAUAUUAAGGAGGCUUAAAGGAAAAAUAUGAAGAACAGAGGAUAUGGCGAAUGGAUUAUUAAAAACGCGUGGGGCAAACGGUGGAAGUCUUUUAAAAAUAUUUUAAUUAAGAUAGAUAUGGAUAAGAUGGAAAUACAUAAUUGAACAUAAAUACAGAUUUGAAAUGGUUGUGUAUAGUGAAUACUUAUCUACUUUUAAAAUCUUCAUUCUUGACUUUUUCUUCCUUUCUUUUUCUCUUAUAUUUCAUCUUUCAUUUUUUCUCUUUUUUGUGAACAUCUCUUUAUAGAGGUGUAAAUAAUUAUAUGCAUGUGAAGAGGUAAAAUAUUUGUAUUCUUUAUAUUUUCUAAUUUUCCUUUGGUUACAUGUAUUUUCUUUAUUUCUUUGUAUAUUUGUAUUUUUUUUCUAUUUUGUACUUAAUAAAAAUUUAAAAAAUAAUAAUAUUAUAUUAUAUAUUAUAUUAUAUUAUAUUAUAUUAUAUUAUAUUAUAUUAUAUUAUAUUAUAUUUAAUAUAAAUAAUUAAACUUUUCUGUUUUACAUUUUAGAAUAUUCAUUUAAACAACCUUAAAAUAUCAGUGACUGCCCUCCUUCUCUUUUCAUGGUUCAUUUUACAUACCGUAAAUCCCUGCAUAUUUUACAUGAACUAAGCCAUUCAGUAUUCCAAUAUUACAUCCAUCAAAACUUAUUUACACUGUUGAAUUUAUCUUUAUGAAAGUUAUUCCUGAUGUUGAGUCUGAAUCUCCUUUCUUGUUGGAGGGUGGAGAGGUGAUUUCGCUACUUAUUUCUCCACCCACCCACAUCAUAUUUCAGACCAACACUCUGUUUUGUGCAGGAAGGAAGUCUGGGAGUGGGUCACUUCAGGCUACAGUGUGUGGAUGUUGAUUUUUUAUUUUUUUUUUUAAAGAGAGAAAUCUGCCUGGAAGGGGGUGGCUGAUAAUUUUGGGUCAGAGGGACAGAUAGAACCAUGAGCAACUCAGAGAGCUGAAGCAGUCUUCGGACUGUGUGUCAAAACUAUAAAAACGUGGGUGUGGUUGGUAAAAAUAAAUGAGACAUUUGAGGGGUUUCGGGUGUGUGGGUGUCAUGGGCUGGCUGGAUGCAGAGGACUGGUGGGAGGAACCAGCCGAGGAACCCUCAAGAGAAGAAGGGUCAGAGCUCAGGGAGUGGUAGUAGGACAAUGAUGAACGGUCAAAGGGAGAAGAGGGAGAAGACUGGGAAGUGUCAGAAUGUGAAGGGUAACAAGGCUUAGUGAGCUGGGAGAGUCUGUGGCAGAGAGCAGUCCAGAAUCAGAGGCAGAAGCGGAGGCUGGAGAGGAGGGAGGCCGGGAGACAGAAGCGAGGCAGGCUGCUGAAGAAUCCAGGGAGUCUCACCCUCCUGCUGUGACCAGCUCCCCUCCUCCCUGGUCUCAAAGAACCAGGAGAGGCAUGAAGAGGGCAGAGAAGAGGUUAGCUUCAUGCAGGCGCAGUCUCAGAUUGCUUUGGGGAACACUGAGGGGGGGGGGGGCUUAGACAACUGUGGGGAAGUGGGGACUUUCAGUCUCCCCAGCUACCACGCAGGGGCUUCAAAUUGAUUUGGGUAUCACAGACCCAUAGCAGGGAGACCCAUGGGGUUUGUCUGAAUAAUUUCUUUUAAAAAUGCACAAAGGUUUCACAGUGGAACAUCUAUGGGAACAGGUAUGGGGACAUAAUCAGUCUGAGCCAUGGGUCAGUUCAUCUAUUGAUGAUAUUCACUAAAAAGACCUUAAGCAUAUUUGUGGAAGACAGGGAUUUUUAAGUCUGACGAAACACAAGGUAAGUCGAUAAUUUCUCUCUUCUGACCUUGUCAUCUCUUGGGGAUGUUGAAGGCAUCAGUAAUCGAAUUUCAGGUCAGGAUGGCACUGGAUGACCACGUGAAUUGCACCAGCUACUGGAGAGGUUCCUUUGUUUUUGGCAGAGCUCCCAGUGGGGAAGGUGAUGUGUCAGGCCCUUCCAGACAGCCAGGAGUCCCUCAUCUGCCAGGCCUACGGCUUCUACCCCAGAGAGAUUAACACCACCUGGAGGAUGGACGGGAAGGUCAUGGAGCAUGCCACUUUCCGCAGGGACGUCGCUCCCAAUUCCAACGGGACCUACCACGCCUGGCUCAGCAUUGACGUGGACCCCCAGGACAGGAACCGCUAUUAUUGCCACAUAGAGCAUGUCAGCCUAACACAGCCUCUGGUCUUGGCCUGGGAGGAGCCUGGUGAGAAACGACAGGAGAGGGGCAGGAGGAGGAGUCAGAGAAUCACAAUAGAGUUGGAAAGGACCUCAAGGGUCAUUGAAUUCAUCCCCCUGCAAUGCAGGAAUCUCAGCUAAAGUAUCCAUGACAGAUGACCACCCAAUCUCUUUGAUGGCCUUCUUUGCUGGAUUCUAGGAGGAGAACGUCCUCCCAGAGUCGAACGAGGGACUCCAGUGCUAUCAUAGGCUAAUACUCCAUGUGACAUCGUCCAUACUUUGGGGGUGCAAAGGAGGAGAUGUGAUUUAGGUUCAGGGAAGUGGGGAGGGCGUGGUAUUCAAAGAGCGGAGUUUGAAGAGCAAUCUUUGGAAGGAGAGGGACCCUCUCUGGGAGGUGAGAAAUCUUACCCGUUUUAUUGAUAUAAUUAUGUGGUGUUCCAUGAGGUUGCUGAAUGCCACUCCUAAUCUCUGAAGCCAUCUAAUGGUGAGCGAUGGGUUGCCUUAUGGGGGAGGGCAUUUUUGAGAGAACUGCCAUAGCACAUUGCUUUGCGCAUGGGAGGUCUCAGAUUUGGUAUGCAGAAUCUCUCCUCCAAAAAAAAAGAUUGUGAGAUGUCUGGAUGAGGGUUUGGGAGCUGCCACCAGUGUCUGAACAGAAAUAUCUUUUGUUUGCUUUUAGCUAAGGGAGGCCAUUCUUUUGCCACUCUGGGAAACGUUGGGGGCGUGGUGGCAGCGGCUGUGGUAGUAGUUGUGGUGGCUGCUGUGAUCUUCUUUGUCCGCAGUAAGUAAACACUGGAUGGAUUUGCUGGGUUUUGUCUGUCCUGACUGAGAAUGUGCUGAUGGCAAAGCCUUCCUGGCAGGUCCCUCACAAGUUUCCCCCACCCAUAAAUAACCUGUGGAACACCAACCAGAAAGUACCCAAAGGUCAACCCUAACUGUUCUUCCCCACUGCCUCCUGGCCCCUAUUCUGAUAUGUUUGGGAAGCAGGAUUCAUGUGGGUUACAUAAUGUAAUAAUGGUUCCAAAAUACCAAGGGGCUGGCAAAUACCUGUCAUCUAGACCAACGACGGAGAAUUUGUGGCCCUCCAGACUCCGAUAUGGACCACAAUUCUCAUCAACCCUGACAGUUAGCCAUGCUGGCUUCUGGGGACCAAAGUCCAGCAACAUUGGCAGAGACACAAAUAUCCCUGACCUCUAGCCCAAAUUUGCACAUGGAUACCAUAUAUAAAUGCUGUGAAAAUGCUUUUUAAAAACCGUUUUGAAAAAGGCAUUGAAUUUGGCAUAGCUCACUGUCACCAUCUGGUGUCACAUUAAUAUAUUACACUUUACAACACAUUUAAAAUGUUUCAUUUGCAGCUGUAUAACUGAGCCUACGGUACAAUUGUUGGCGAUUGAGUCGCCGUGUGUCCUGUAGAUCUGUGAUGGUAGCGAUCUACAACUGGGGUUUCCAACCCUUCUCGAACAGUGGGGACAUUUUAAAUGUCAUGAAAGCGCUGUGGGACCAGAAAUAAAAUGGCAGCCAUGGGCAAUGGACCAUAACACAUUUUCAGCAAUUCAUAUAACAUUAAAAAGAGAUACCUCGCCAGCCAAUGGAGACCGGGAACAGGAAUUAAACUUGUAUGGCACCUGUGAAGGUCUUCCUUGGAGUCUCGGAGGCAGUCGGAGCCCUUGGUCAAGAACGAGCUCCUUCUUGCUGUGCAUUGCAAAACAGCUGCUGGAGCAACAAGGGUUUGCCCGCUUCCACCCCAAAUGAUAUUUUGUUGAAGUGGGGAGAGAGAAAGCAAGCAGCAGGGUUGGGCUUCCUGCUUGCCCAAGUGUCCCUUCCUGUUUGUUUGUUUGUUUGUUUGUUUGUUUGUUUGUUUGUUUGUUUGUUUGUUGCUUGCUUGCUUGCUUGUAGGCCAUGAGUACCAUGAAAGCCCUGCUUGCAAUCUCUUGUUGGGGCAAGUGAUGGGGGGGUGGGAAGAGGAAGCAGCAAAGUAGACUCCACUGGUUGCUUAGCCAGUUUCUGCCCACCGGCCACAUGUAACUGGCAGCAGUGGAAUGUCAAAUUUCAGCAGCGCCCUGUGCAAUGCCAAAAUUUGGAAUCCCCGCCUCUCACGCUCCAUCCUCUCCCCGAUCUGAUUUUCUUAUUCGGUUUCUGUAGAGAAAGUACGAAUGAAAGCAGCCUAUGAAAGAACGUCAAGUGAGUGACUCCUUUUUACUUUGAAAAGUGUUUGUUUUUGUUGUUGCAUGAAUAUAUUGGUGACCGCAGGUGCCAGAGAGGGCAAGGGUUCAGUCAUCAGGUUUGCCCUGGAAUUUUAUAGCAGCCACUAAGUGCUAACUGCCUGUGAUAUAGUGGUCACAGUAGGGUUGGCAUGUUGUUGAGCUUUUAUUUGCACGAUAGCCCAAAAGAUUGUUGAUCUCGCCCCGCAAAAAACAGAGGCAGAGUUGACAGAGACAGAGCCCAGACAUUAGCUUAAAAGUGUAAAAAUCCCCCCCGGAUGGGCAUGUAGACCCCCAAAAGAGGACAUGUCUGGGAUUUCCAAUACGUAUAGCAACCCUAGGUCAGAGGUCACAGGCGGUCAAAGACCCGUCACUAUUUCUGGAGCAGGCUCUCUGUCUCCAGCAUCCCAUAACCACCCAAUGAGCAUGAAAGGAGAGUGUGUGUUUUUAGCCACAGUGUUCCACAGCUAAACAUUUAGGAACAGUGAAAAACACAAGGCACUUCCGUUUCAGGAGAAUGGUGUAUGACAGGGCCAGCCCACCUAGGAGGCAAGGGGAGGCGACUGCCUCAGGUGGCAGGAUUCAGCAGGGCAGCAGAUCCCCAUGUCAAUCUUUCUCCCUAUGCCCUGGGUAUAAAUCUCCCCUCACCCCUUCUUCCCUGGUGGGGAGUGGGAGGCCAUUUUGGGGUCUGCCUCAGGUGUCAAAACGUAUUGGGCUGGCCUUGGUAUGUGAGUUUUGCUACGUACAAUGGGACUUCACAGAAAACACAACUUAAGGCGACAUUGGAGCACUGCACAAUCAUUUGCACAUGUACACGCACAGAUAAUAGUAUAUCCAGGCAACACCUGGAGAACUGCAUUGAUGGUUGCAAAGCACCCCAAAUUAUUAUUCCUGUAUGAUUAUAAUUUUAUUUAUAAUCUUAGGAGGUUGUAGACCGAGACGUAUGUUAACUUUUGGACUUAAUGGGGCAUGGAGGAGUAUAUGUGUGCAAGCAGAGAGGAAAGGUGCAAGUGAAAAUGAGAACUCCCUCCCUAAGACACAGGCAGUGAUACGCACUCUCUUUAUUUUCUCCUUUUUGCAGCAAGCAGCCAGGAGCCCGCCAGCUCCUCCGUCGGUAAGUGGGGAAUGGAUGGGGAUGGAUGACCACCUUGAAAACAGGCCUCCGUGGGGAAGGGAUCAUUCUUUUGGUGAUUUUAUUAUUUAUUAUUCAAUGUAUAUCUCGCCCUUCCUCCCAAGAAGCCCAGGGGUUCUACCCAGGGUCUGAACAACAAGAAUGGCUUUAUAUUCCGGAUCGGGCUGCUUAGUGUCCUUGUGUAUUUCCCACCUUCCCUAAAGGGAGAGGCUUGGCUGAGUUGCUGGAGCCUCCUCUGGAAACCUUAAGUCUUUGCUCUGAGCAUGUUUAUUUUUAGCGUGGCUUGAUAGGACAAGGGAUUGGAGCAGGUGGCCUCUGUGCCAUCGAAUGCCCCAAUACUGACAGCUUCAUCAUGCUUCUUCCUCUUGUUCCUCCUGCAGUGGACAUUCAAGGCAGCACAGAAACAGAAAUGAGGAAUUUUCAACGAGGAGGGAGGUCACCUUCAGAUGACUUCUCUUUAUGA